UUCACAGAAUCGAAUAAUUACCAAGAAGAAGCAAAGUGUGGAGUGGAGUGGAGAGUGUUGGAGGAGGGCAUCCCCGUGUGACCAACCAUGGGGCCUGCACAAAUACAAAGCAACAGACACCCACACCCUGAUGAAUAAAAUUCUUAUGUCUAUAAGAAAAUGUGCAGUUGCCCCCAAACUUCCAAGACAACCUUACAUAUAUAACUCUUUUUAUAUAGAUCUGCUUUCACAUUACAAAACACUAAAGAGUUUGUAUCCAACGCUCAUGAUCACUGAGGUUCUACGCUCACAUUGCUGCAGUUUGAAUCCUAAAGCUAAAAGCUCACUAAAGCUAAGGUCUCUCUCUCUCUCUCUCUCCCUCAUGCUAAUCUAUGUAGCCUAUUAGACUUUCUUGAAAACAUUGGAUUUAAACAAAGAAACAAAAAAUCCCACAUGUAAACAAUGCAAAUACAUACACAAACAUGAUGUUCAAAGCCUCAUACUAAAAUAUUUCUGAAGCAAACCCCAAUUGGUAAAAUGAAUGAUCUUGAUCUGCACAGUGGAAUUACUCUACAACACGAAAAGAUCACCCAUAUCAAAGCUUAAAAUUACCACAGUAUACAGAAGGCAUGAACAGCUUUCUAAGAUAGCAAUCAUACCCAGGAGUUUUAUUUUUAUUUGCUUUUUGUUAUCCAUUUUUGACCAAGGUUUCAGCCCUUCUAACACAUUUGCCCUUUCUUUUCAGCUUCUACUCUAUGAAAUACAAACAUUUUUAAAAUGAUCUGUGGAGUGAAGAUCAUUUUUCUUAUGGCUGCUACUUUCUCCCUGAAUUUCGAGCUCUGUUUUUGUAUGUGUGCCCAAGCUGAGUAUGAAAUAAAUGGAGAAUGCUGUCCCAUGUGUUCAUCUGGGAACCAUGUUUACAGACACUGCACUGAGGACAAGAGCACUGCCUGUGUUCCAUGCCAUCAUUCAGCUUUCAUUGAUGCACCAAACGGACUCAUAGACUGCUUUAGCUGUACAGUGUGUGAUCCUGGUCAGGGUUUAAGAGUAAAGACUCCCUGCACUCGAUCAUCAGACACAGUCUGUGAGCCACUAGAUGGAUAUUACUGUACUGAUCAGCACAGAGGCGGCUGUAUACUAGCACAGAAACACACAAACUGCAGCCCUGGACAAUAUAUAAAGCAUAAAGGAACAGCAUUUAAAGAUACCGAAUGUGCUGAAUGCUCAGAUGGAACCUUCUCAAAUGGUUCUCUUCUCUUCUGCCAACAACAUUCAAAAUGUGAAGAGCUGGGACUUAUAGAAAUAAAGGCAGGAACGCUUUCUUCUGAUGCUGAAUGUGGAACCAAAACUCCAGCUGGUCUGAUUGUUGGAAUUAUUAGUUUUGUUGUCAUAGUUGUGGCUGGAGGAGUUCCAGUUAUUGUUUGUCUAAAAUUAACAGGAAGACUGUCCAAUGUGCAGGAAGCCUCAUCGACCACUAAAUAGAAUUUGGGGAGAAGAAGAUGAACUCAAAUGAAUCUCCAGCCAGAUUGUGAGCACAGUAACUUGAAAGUUUACAUUAUAGGUCAUUUUACUAAAUUUGAAAAUAAAUACAUGUAUAUUUAUGCAAAAUAUUGAGGUACUGCCUAAUAAAAGGACAUAAUUCAAGUAA
Pygocentrus nattereri (red-bellied piranha) is the source of this 1627-nucleotide messenger RNA. Its product is annotated as tumor necrosis factor receptor superfamily member 14-like. Lineage: Eukaryota; Metazoa; Chordata; Actinopteri; Characiformes; Serrasalmidae. The record is from RefSeq and is a predicted model, not a curated record. Gene Ontology annotation, cellular component: external side of plasma membrane. The transcript has 6 exons. The coding region runs from base 757 to 1461 and encodes 234 amino acids. Gene Ontology annotation, molecular function: protein binding. Gene Ontology annotation, biological process: negative regulation of alpha-beta T cell proliferation; positive regulation of T cell migration; defense response to Gram-negative bacterium.